AUGGCGAGCGCGAAAGCCGGCGACGGAGCUGGCGAUCUGGACUUGUCGCGAGCCAAUCAGGGCGUGUGGCUGAUGAAGGUGCCACAGUUCGUGGCGGAAAGGUGGCACAAGGCGGGUGACAAGCCCGGGGGGGAGGCAGCAGCGGGGGGAGGCGCGGGGCAGGGCGCGCCCCCCACGCCUCCGCCACCAGGGGGGGGAGCGGGGGCGGGGGGAGUGGGCGUGGUGGGGCGCGUGCGCAUGGCGUUUGACCCCCGCGCUCGCCCCCAGGGCGGACAGGCCGCCACCCAGUUUAUGAUGCGUCUGGAGGUACCUGAAGGAGCAGCAGCGGAGCUUCCUAUGGAGUACAACCUCGCAUUCACGCCCGACCACGUGCCCAUGCACGUCUUCUCAGAGUCUGCCAGCGGUCGCAUUGCCCUGGAGGGAAAGGUGGAGCACAAGUUUGACAUGCAGCCGCCCAGCGGGGACCGGGGCUAUCGGCAGAUGCUGCAGACGCGGGAGAAGAAAUGGAACACGCCCAAACGCAAGCUGCAGAUGUACGACCCAGGUGCAGCGGGCCCCCGUCUACCCAUGCCUGGUACCGUCUCCAACGUCAAGCGCAAGGCAAGCACGACACCGGCAUGGCAGCAGGCAGCAGCAGCGCGGGCAGCGGAGAAGGAGAGCAAGCGUGUGCGGAUGUCGCGAGACGUGGUGGAGGCAAAGCUGUUUGCGCUGUUUGAGGAGCGACCGCACUGGACACUCAAGCACCUCACAGACGCGACGCAACAGCCGCAGCAAUUCCUCAAGGAGGUGUUGGGCGACAUGUGUGUGUACAACAAGAGGGGGCCCAACCAGGGCCUCUACGAGCUCAAGCCUGAGUACAAGCACGCGGCACAGCCAGCCUCUUGA
Messenger RNA from Closterium sp. Naga37s-1, 885 nucleotides. The record is from the annotation of a GenBank genome assembly. Lineage: Eukaryota; Viridiplantae; Streptophyta; Zygnematophyceae; Desmidiales; Closteriaceae.